CAGCAGGAAGAAGCGCACAGCUGACCCGUACAAUGAACACGGGAACGUUUAAGUGUGUGUUUUAGCCACAAAAAGAAGAAUCACCCGUAUUUGUAACUGAUUCACAGCUAAGCUAACUAAAAUACUGUACUGGUGAUUUGUGACGGGGUGAAAACAAGAAAAACACCCAAAGAGCGAGGAUGUUGGUCCCCGCGGGAAGAUAAUGAAGAGGCUGCGUGUUGUGCUGGUGUGCCUCAUUGUAGCUCUCCUGUGCUGGAACCCCAGUCAUCAUGUGUAUUGUUCGGAGCAGAGCCUGUCUGGCCCGGGUCAGUCUGCUGGGCACACCGACCCGGACGAGAAGGAGCACGAGCAGGACCUCACACAACAGAAGGUGGAGGAGGAAAGGACAAUACACACAUCAUACAAAGUUGGACUGGAGACGGAGAGAGCAACACUAGAGGAACCAAUAGCACACAGUGAAACCCCAGACCAGAAUGUGAAUACUAUAGAUGCAGAGGCAGAGGAGAUUGGGCCUGAACCAGAGUUGGACCUUCAACCCGUCACUGCUGAGCCAGAGCCCCUCCCAGACCUACAGAAUGAUGUAGCUCCACUUCCCGUGUCCCGGGACGAGCCCCAGGAGGUGCUAGUGUCCCCCUCCCCUGAUCAAGUCCUGGCUUCAGUCCACGUGCCCUCAGAAGCUCCAGCAGCCGAGAUCCCCAGUGAUAGUGAGGUCACAGACCCCCCCAGCCCUCCCUCAGCUCAGAGCACACCCCCACAUGAAGCUGAAAACACGCCUACCUCAGAGACCGGCACCCCGCCUCCACCCACCAGUGCAGAGCGGGUUGCCAGUGAAGGAGAUGAUCUCCCAGUAGACAGCUUUGUCUUUGCAGAGCUCUCUGACUCACAGUGCAGGGUCAAUGCCCCUGAACUGGCAACCUGUGAAAACCUCCCUUUUGGCAGCCCUGUGCCCAGUGUGGAUGAAGCUGGACUAGACGACGAACAUGAGCAAACAUCUGGGACUAAGUCUGAGGUGCCGCCUGCUCCAGGCCCAGAGGAGCAGCAGCAGGAGGGUGACACUGGGCUCUCAGAACAUCACCUGGAGGCCAACUCAUCACAAACCCCCACAGAACAGAAGGCUGGAGAUGCCAGUAUUGCCAGGGAAACGGAUCCCUCUGUGCCCACCAAAGAAGACAUCCCAACCUUUGACGAGUGGAAGAAACAGGUUAUGGAGGUCGAGAAGGAGAAGAGUCAGUCUCUUCACACCUCGACUAGUAGCAGCCCUCAUCCUGUGAAGAAAGUGCAGAGCAAAUUUAAGAAUAAUUACGCCUCUGUGGAGUGUGGUGCCAAGAUCCUUUCUGCCAACAGCGAGGCCAAGAGUACUUCAGCUAUUCUCAAAGAGAAUAUGGAUCUGUAUAUGCUUAACCCCUGCAGCACCAAAAUAUGGUUUGUGAUUGAGCUCUGUGAGCCCAUUCAAGUCAAACAGCUGGACAUUGCCAACUUCGAGCUCUUUUCAUCCACCCCUAAAGACUUCCUGGUUUCCCUCAGUGACAGAUAUCCUACAAAUAAGUGGGUGAAGCUCGGCACUUUCCACGCUCGUGAUAAGCGCACAGUCCAGAGUUUUCCUUUGGAUGAGCAACUUUAUGCAAAAUAUGUGAAGAUGUUCAUCAAGUACAUAAAGGUGGAACUUCUCUCUCAUUUUGGAUCUGAACACUUCUGUCCUCUCAGUCUCAUUCGAGUGUUUGGUACUAGCAUGGUGGAGGAGUAUGACGAGAUCGCAGAUUCCCAGGACCCCUCAGAAAGAGUAGAUUUUCUAGACGAAGACUAUGAUUAUCCUCCAGGUUAUCAACCAUCCGAAGACAAGGCUUCUAAAAACCUCCUGGGCUCAGCUACCAAUGCCAUUCUUAACAUGGUAAAUAACAUUGCUGCUAACGUUCUUGGUGGAGGGCCAGAGAUGGAGGGUGGAGCAGAAAAUGGUAAUGCAUCAAGUGAGGCCCAGAAUGAAGUUGAUGGAAGUAAAGAGGAUUCCUCUCAGCAUAUUGCAAGCAUCCAACCCUCUGCAAUCCUGGAGCCUGGACAGUCAGCCCAUUCUGAAGAAAAGAUCAAUACGACUCAGUCCUCCACCCCCCCACUGACCCCCCCUGAGCCUGUGGAGGAGAGGCAGAUCGUGACUCUGGUUGAGGAGGAAGAGGAGGAGGAAGAGCCGCAGCGAUCCACAGUGACACUGAUGGAGGAGGAGACUGAGGAAGAGGAGGAGACGAGGGAGGAGCAGGGCAGGAAAGAGGCUGAUCGAAACCAGUGGGAGAGCCAGGCAUACUGUCCCUUCUCCUCUUUCACCUCCCUCUCUCUGUCUUGUAUGGCCACACUGCCCGAGCUUCUGCACCGCUGGUGUUCGGCCCGAAUUUCUAAAGAAAGACUCCGCAGUGUACGCAGGAGGAAUCACACACACAACCACAGCUCCACUUCACCCACACACACCCCUGUCCUUGCACCUGUCACUCCCCCUUCACAAGACAUCCUCCCUGUCACAGAAAUUGUUCCAGAACCAGAGACACACGAGAGUGACGUUACAAAUGAUGUGCUCACAGCUGAAAUCAACGACACACACACUCCAGAUUUCAACCUUCUCCUCGAACCAAGUCAGACCUCCUCCAUCCCACCGCAGAGCUUUUCAGACAGUCACAGCUCCCUCACGCGGCCCACGCCCACCAAUGAGGACAAGGUUCUACCUCCAGUCAAAGACUCCGCCCUGGACCCUCUCCCCACCCCUCCCAUCCAGGCUGUGUCCAUCCCAGAGACACAGCAGGCCAGCAGAGCCACCCCGACCCCCAUUCUCAACUCCACGCCUCAAUCCGUGGCAUCAGAGGCACCUUCAUCGGCUUUUGCUCCUUCGGUGAAAGAGCAGCCGAUCCAACCGUUACCCACUGCCUCGCGACCUGAGGACAUGAUAGCACCACCAACUGGACUACCGGCUCACCUGCCCACAACUGACUCUCAUACAGACGCCGACAAGGCAGAGCAGUCCUCUCAGAGCCACGGGGAUCAUGGGGACCCUACCACUCAAAAUGGAGAAGCCCACCACAAUGAUCACACAGUUGAAGAUGACCUUUUAAACGGUGCGGGCAAUGGGAAUGGUCACCGAACAGCCACAGACUUCUAUGCAGAGCUGCAGAAUGGGGGUGAUUAUAAUGGUGGGCCAGUGAACGGCAAUGGAGGAGCAGUCCAUGGGUCCAGUCAGAAAGAAAGCGUCUUUAUGAGGCUGAACAACCGGAUCAAAGCACUAGAGAUGAAUAUGAGUUUAUCCAGCAGAUACUUGGAAGAGCUCAGCCAAAGGUAUCGCAAACAGAUGGAAGAAAUGCAAAGAGCUUUCAAUAAGACCAUCAUCAAACUUCAAAACACAUCACGUAUUGCAGAGGAGCAGGACCAGAAGCAGACUGAGUCCAUCCAGAUUCUGCAGAACCAACUGGAAAAUGUGACUAAAUUAAUGCUCAAUCUCACCGCCACUGUCAGUCAGUUACAGAGAGAGGUAUCAGACCGACAGAGCUACCUGGUGGUGUCUCUGGUCUUGUGCUUGUUUCUGGGUAUCAUGUUGUGUAUGCAGUGCUGCAGGAGCUCUCCUCCAAGCCCCAACAUCAGCACUGUGGCCCUGCCCAAGAGCAAUCACUACCCCAGCCCCAAGAGGUGUUUUUCCUCCUAUGACGACAUGAGUAUAAAACGGAGGGUGGCAUGUCCACUUGUCCGCUCCAAGUCUUUUCACUUGUCUUCAACAGAAGUUGGUCCAGAUGACUUGUACAUUGUAGAACCUUUAAGAUUUUCUCCAGAGAAAAAGAAAAAACGUGGCAAGACCAAGUCUUUGGACAAAGUGGAGACACUGAAUACAGACCAUCCCGCUCCACUGAUUAAUGGUGUUCUCAAGUGCAAUGGCUUUCAUCCAGCUUUACCUGCUCCUGUGGUGCCUCCUGCUCUUCCUGCUCCGCCCCCACCCCCCCUGGCACUGCCCCCCUCCCCAGUGGAGGAGGUACUGUUACUGCCCCCUUGUCCCACUGUAGAGAUCCCAUCGGAGAGCAGCAGCUGCAGCUCGUCCCACUCAGAGGAGUCCUACACCAGCCGCCUGCCCCCUCCCUCACCUGUGCUGCCCCCUAAUGGCCUCUGUAAUGGCCACAGUCUGCCCUUCGCCCUGCACCAGCCCUCUAAAACCCGUCAGGAGAAGCGCUCGAUGAAGAGGCGAAAAUCCAAGCAGACAGAGCUGCCGUUCCCGUCACUGCCAAGAGGUGGCGUCAGCUCUCUGCCCAAUCUGCAGACGCUCAUUAAAGGAAACAAGGACAUUAGUGUUGGGACCAUUGGAGUGACCGCUGUCACUGGACAUGUCUGAGGCCUCACAUUCAUUUAAUGAAAACUUGAACACUGUACGGUAGCAGACAGGAGAUAAAUCUGGCUGCAACCAAAGACCCACAACUCCCACAAUCACACAGACAAACUGUGAGGGUGGACACAGUAGCUACAUUGUACUGGCCAAAACAUGUCAAACAGUUCAUUUUGGUUAUGUGCCUUUAUAUCUACCUUUAAGUAGAAACAUUUAAAAUGAGGUGAAACAAAAUGAAACUGUGGUGGGGCGAACAACAUUCAUGAAGUCAGACCCAUUGACAUCCACAGAAGCUCAGAUUGAGGAGGCUCUGGAUUCACAGACGUGUCAUUCCUUCAUACAUGGGGGUUUAGGAGAGGCUGCUCUUUUUAGAUUCAAAGUGUCAUACCAGUUGCAUGGAACUUAACUAUAACAACAACUCUUCUGUUUUUGACUCUUAUCUGUUUCUUUCUUCCUCUCAUUUUAGUGUUACCUCCUGGCACUGCUCCAGGGCUGUAUGGGACCACAGUGUCAAGCCUAUCUCUGUUCUGUCUGUCAGUCUUGUCCAAACCAACCAUAAGAGCUGAAUGAAGAAAACUACCUUUGUGUGAAUGUCGUAGAACUUGUGGUUUAGCUUCAGCCCUGUGUUGUAAAUACAUAAGCAGCAGCAGAUAUCAGGUUGUAUAGAUGAGAUAUUUUUUUCACUAUGAAGGAAGGCAAGGUAUAUUUAUAAACUUUUUUUCUUUACUCUUUUCUUAUUGUUAUUUUGGGUUGAUUGUUUGACGUCUCACUAUUGCUGCACUUACAAAAUUAUUUCAUGUUUACACUUUACUUUUUACACAGAAAAUUACUACUACUGGGACCCUGCAGAUGAGACCACAGUUAUUUAUUUAUUUAUUUACAGAGGAUUCUAUAAGUAGGCGCUGGCUUGCCAGUCUCCUAAACCUGCAGGGUCUCAGUAGUUCAAAACAUACAAUAUGGUACUCAAACAAUGUGAACAGGAGUGGUUUAUUCAUCUUUCUAAGUCUAUAGUCCUGCUGCAGCUGUAUGCGUCUGCUUGUGUUGUCUGGGAAGGGCUAAAGCUAGCAUCUCUUCUGAGUGUGUGUACCAUUUUAAACCUUCAAACCAUUUCUUGGCCAUCUUACUACAACAUUCAUUUAAUACUGUAAGUUGGCCAUAGAAGGAGUACUACGUUAGAAUAAUAACGUUUUAAUAUAUUUUCUCUUUCCAAAUUGUUGGCAUUUCUGAUUGCUCUGUUUGGUUGGACAUGAUCUAGUUUGCAGACUUCACAAAUCUCUCUCCUGCCUCUUACUGAGACAUUUCUUCUGAUGCUUGCAAUCAGUUUUUAUCUUUCUAUUUUUCUCCUACACGUCUUCAUCUAUAAGUCAUAGUGAAGGUCCAUUGCAUGAAUUUUCUGUAACUGUGAAACAUUUUAACAGAUGUGCUUUUAAAACCACUUUUAGCUUCUCAGGCUGGGUCUUUUUUUUUUCAAACACUUAUCCAAGCUUUUAUCAACUCAUCAUUGCUGUUUCGCUCAUGUGUCUGCCCCACCUUGAAUGAAAUACUAUGUUCUUAAAUAAAGGGAAAGAUUGAGAUUAAUUAGGAACACUAUUAACAUGAUUUUAUGUUCCACAAAUCCAAAUGUUUUACUUGUUUUGAAUGUUUAUGAUCUUUUAUGUGUAUGUUUGUUCGAAUUGUAUGUCUGCAUUUGGUUGUGUGUCAGUAUGCGUGUUUCUCUGUGUUAAGAGAAGGACUACUUUAAAAUGUACUCAUUCUGAAAGACUUUGGAGAGGAAUUUAGGAGUUCUUUGGCACUUUGUAUGACUCCCCAUGCCUUUUUGUUUUGUUUUAAAAGCUUAAGUGCUAUAAUUUCUUUCUAUAUGAUUUCUGUCUUCUUGUGUAUGCAUUUUUAUUUCUGUCUACUCUUGAGAGCUGCACAGUAUUUUGGAGCACGAGUGAGUUACUACAAAAACUGUAGUGCCAUUAGAAACUGUGAAUUUCUAAAUAAAACUUUUUUUUUUGUUGUCUUUAA
This is a messenger RNA of Boleophthalmus pectinirostris (great blue-spotted mudskipper), 6349 nucleotides long. RefSeq names its product SUN domain containing ossification factor (gene suco). Lineage: Eukaryota; Metazoa; Chordata; Actinopteri; Gobiiformes; Gobiidae. Bases 203 to 4348 code for a protein of 1381 amino acids. The record is from RefSeq and is a predicted model, not a curated record. Gene Ontology annotation, cellular component: membrane; cytoplasm. The transcript is spliced from 24 exons. Gene Ontology annotation, biological process: regulation of bone remodeling; protein folding in endoplasmic reticulum.